AUGGAUGAUCUCGACUGGCUCGACUGGCUCGACUGGCUCGAUUCGCCUUCUCCACUCGAUACAAGGCUUGACAGGACCGACGACAUUGCAUCACUUGCGAAGGAUCCUCGACUUCGAGCGAGGCUUGGGCCCAUACGAAUCUUGGCCCUUGAUGGGCCUCGAGAGUACCUCAUUGGCCGUACGCCGGAGAACGACUUUGUUCUCUCGGGAAAGUUUGCGCAUUAUACGAGCAGAAAACAUGGUAAACUCAUCUGGGAUGGAUUCCAAAUGUUCAUAGUGGAUCUUAAGUCCGUGAACGGAACAUGGGUUAAUCAACGGCGCCUAGCGGACGGCGAAGUCCGCACACUUGAAGACCGGGAUCGAGUCGCGUUUACUCCUCUUCCACUUGAUUACCGGGCAGACCACGAAACAGAGCCUUUAGAAUUUCUGCAGAGCCAAGCGGGAGGACCACACGCAUUGGAAUUCGUGUACCACGCAUACAAGAUGGACGACCUCACAGACAAGCUACCUCCCAUCAUUGCUGCUGUAAGACUUUCACUUGCAGAGUGUGAUCGCAUACACAGAACUAUGAAGAGUAUCCGCCUGCCCUGCGCGGAUAGCAGCCCCGCUACAUUCACGCAUGAUACUAGUAUCAAGAGAACCUAUCGAGGCUCACUAGAUCGGAAUGAUCGACCUCAGACCCCCUUUUACAUCCCGCCCUUGCCAAUCGACUUCUACCCGCACAUGUAUACGAACAAACGACUUCACCAUGCCGUUCUCAUUACUCCAGGACCUGAAGAUGCCGACUCCGUCCCUGCGGAUCACCCGGACAUCAUUUGGCGCGAAGGCGUUCGCUACAAGCAUGUGCCGGGUACACGCCGUCCUCCUUCGGAGAUGCAGCAAUGGUCUAGCUUUUACAAUCUCCCCGUCGGGCUCCAUUGCGACUGGCCUCUAUUCUCUUCUAUUGAGUACGGUGCGCGACCGUCAGUGGAAGAGGCGCUACCGGAGCAUCACACCCCGCGCCAGGACGUUUAUGCUCGCUAUACGUACGACGACGAGCUCAUUGACGGAGGUGGUCCUGGCAUCGUGCCCGAAGUGACAUCGGCCCUCGAUCUACCUGGGUCAUCUCCCAUUACACCGUCGGGUGACGGGUUUGGGGCGUCGGGAGAUGCACAUCCAGAUGCGAUGCUUGACGACUCGCCAUCGCCAAACUUCGGACUUUCAUCACCAGCCGCGGCGUCACCACUCAGUCCAACUCCCAGCUCACCAACACAUACUAGGUCGAAGCGCUAUCGCUCACCGGACGAUGUCGACGAGGAACGGCCUGCGAAACAUGCCGCGCUCCCAAUGACCUUGGCUCAGAACUUCGGGUCGUCUCCUUCCGAGACCCGCGCGCGACCUUCUCGGGCGUCGCCGUCCUUGUAUCCUCUCAACACGGCCUCGGGUCUCCCCGACGUUCUCCUACCUCCUGCGAGUUACUCUGGACUCAUGGACGACGAGACCGCCAUACGCCACUCCCCUAGUCUAACUCACGUUGCGAUGGUCCAUCCGAGGACUGAUGAGCCUGUGCCGUCGGAGAUUGUCCCCUCGCGUCUGCGUCCUCCGAAGAAACGGCAGCGUGAAGUUGACCCUGACGAAGAGCGGGAGGCGAAGCGCCUACAUAUGGACACUACAACGCUUCCUUCCGAUAUGCUGCAACCUCCUGCGCCUUCUGUACCACUUCAAGAACGAGAUCGAACGACUGUGAGCGGUACUCUCGAUACAAGUACAUCGUCUGCUCGCCGAGUCGAUGGUCACGUACCAGAUCCACUCGUGGCACCGUGCGACACGCACCGCGCAAGCAGCGCUACCCAGCCGGUCCCCUCAUCUUCGGCACACAGCGAGAAAGGAUCGCGAGCAGCCAAGCGCAAACGCGACGCCGAGGCGGAUGAGCAAGAUAAUGACCAAAUACCCAUCAAAAAACGUCGAGCUGUACCCAUCGAGGUUUCUCGACCGCUUCGACGUUCUCUUCGCGUACGCGUCAAGGCGGGCAUGGCGCCUCAGCAUGAUUGA
Molecule: messenger RNA, 2031 nt
Organism: Peniophora sp. CBMAI 1063
Lineage: Eukaryota; Fungi; Basidiomycota; Agaricomycetes; Russulales; Peniophoraceae
Source: the annotation of a GenBank genome assembly